Pocillopora meandrina is the source of this 1071-nucleotide messenger RNA. The record is from the annotation of a GenBank genome assembly. Lineage: Eukaryota; Metazoa; Cnidaria; Anthozoa; Scleractinia; Pocilloporidae.
AUGGCUGGUUUCGUGACAGCGAAUCGUUGGGCAACGGGGGUUGAAACUCACAAAACUUCAGAGGGAAGGAUUUUGUGUACAGGAAUCGGCUGUGUUGGAUGUUUUCCUGAUGUAUUUUUGAAAGAAGCUGAGGAACUUGGGGUCUGCGAGGUUGAUCUUUCCAAUGGCAUUUUAGGCCUCCGGCCUUUCUUAGACGAAGAAAGUUCCCGGGAAAACUCGAAAAAGGGAAAACAUUUGUCCAGGAGACGAAAGAAGAGGAAGACAAAGUCCAAGAAGAAUACAAACGUAAAUUUGAAGGAGAGUCAGUCUUUUAAGCAGGAUCUGGAAGAAUCUGAAAUUGACGAAGACAAAUCCGGACCUCUACCUUCGGAAGUAUUCAAAAUAUGUUCAACUGGGACGCAGACGGAAACGUCCAGCUUAGGAAUUGAUAUUCAAAUUAAACUUUCAGAAAACUUCAAGGGCCGAUCUAAACAAUAUCAACAUUCUUUUCAAGAAGGAAAUAACUCCGACACAGAGGCACCUCUGUCUGAAAAUCACACACAGGUUGGUGCUAAUUGUGGCAUUGUCGAGGUUGACGACAACGUAAACAGAACACAUAGGAAUGCACAGGGUUUGUUUAAUUACCCAUUCUUCUCAAGAUUCGACAAAAUCCACGAUGAAUUGUAUGUUGUAAGUAAGAAGGAUAUUGCGCUUAACUCUUCUGAUGACCAUUUUUCGUAUGAAGAUAAUCUCAUGGUGAAAGAGAAGCUAAAUAACGGCGUGAUCCCGACAGACAAGGAACAAGAGCUGGCUACCUACGGAGAGGAUGCAGUGUGCUUUUUCUUUGCUUUAGAGUACUACAACAGCCACAGAAUUAUACCAGACUUCAGGGUUAUGGAAAUCGUGGAGGCACUCAGUGAACUUGUGGAUGUGAAGGAUAUAAAGUGCGUUCAAAGAAUUUCUCGUCGAUGGCAUAUUGUGAUAAAGACCCGAAAAUACAUCCAAAUGUUGAGACACUCGGGACUCAAGUUACGAGGAAGGGUGUAUCAACUUGUGGAUGACACAGAUGCCUACUUUGAUGUAGUUCAAUAA